This is a messenger RNA of Ziziphus jujuba (common jujube), 1281 nucleotides long. RefSeq names its product fasciclin-like arabinogalactan protein 12. NCBI's taxonomy places the organism in Eukaryota, Viridiplantae, Streptophyta, Magnoliopsida, Rosales, Rhamnaceae. The record is from RefSeq and is a predicted model, not a curated record. The transcript has a single exon. Bases 279 to 1133 code for a protein of 284 amino acids.
GCUUUUCCAAGCAAGCUACUCACUCUGAUUGCCUCAAACCUCUCUCUGAUCACUCCCUUCACCUUCCCCAAAAAAGACAGACCUUGUAACCACUAAAGUUUCUUAACUAUAAUUUCCACCUUUUUCACCUAAUUCACUCACUUCCAAGUUCCAACGCUCAUAAAACCCCUCUCUUCCCUCCAACACCAUGCACCAAACAUUUGCUCAAAAACUUCUCUUGUAGAAGCAUUUCUUUCCAAGAAAAGCAAACCAAAGCCAGUCUACUUUUUCUCAUAAAGAUGUCAAAACAGCUUCUCAUCUCCCUUCCAAUCCUUCUUGUCUUCAUCUACCUCUGUACCUCAACUGUAGCCCAGUCUCCGGCUCAAGCCCCGUCUGCUCAAGCCAAAGCUCACGCCCCUACAGCUCAUGCCCCUUCUGCUCAAGCCAAAGCUCAACCAGCGGUUCAACCUCCCAUUGAAGUUCCCCUUGUUCAAGCACCGCCCCAUAAAGCCCUCACAGGCCCCACCAAUGUCACCAAAAUCCUUGAAAAAGCUGGCGGAUUCAGUGUUUUCAUCAGAAUCUUGAAGAGCACCCAAGUGAUCAACCAGGUUGAAACUGAACUGAACAACUCAAACAAUGCCUUAACUAUCUUUGCCCCCACCAAUGAUGCAUUUUCUGGCCUCAAACCGGGCCUUCUCAAUUCCCUCUCUAUCGAACAGAAGGUCCAGCUUUUGGAGUACCAUUUCCUUCCAGCUUUCGUACCAAUUUCGAGUUUCCAAACUGUGAGCAACCCGGUUCGCACACAAGCCAGCGACACUUACGAAUACCCACUCAAUAUCACCACCACCGGCAGUAUCGUCAACAUUUCCACCGGUAUUGUGAACACCACCAUUUCCGGGACAGUUUACACAGACAACCAGCUGGCUAUUUAUAAGGUUGACAGGGUGCUUCUUCCUCUUGGCGUUUUUGCUCCAAGGCCAAGGCCACCGGCUCCUGCACCGGCAGCUGGAGUCAAGAAGCCUAACAAGGAUGAGUCACCGUUCAGCCCCGUUGCUGCGGUGGAUGCAUCUGCGGGUGUUAGUUUCACCAGAAAUGGAAUGGUGUCCAUUGGCGUGGCUUUUGCUGCUGCUGUUUUUGUUUGGAGUCAGUUUUGAAUUUGAUUGUUAUGAAAUGAUUGCGCCAGAUUUGGAUCAAUCGGGGCGCGGCGCUUGUGUUAGAUUUUGUUAGUUGAUUUUGUGCUUACACGUUGGUUUUUGAUGCGAAGCUUUACUUUUUGUUUAUCGAAUGGUUUUGUUUCUCUGA